Messenger RNA from Solanum stenotomum, 2953 nucleotides. RefSeq names its product leucine-rich repeat receptor-like protein kinase PXC1. The record is from RefSeq and is a predicted model, not a curated record. Bases 1 to 2676 code for a protein of 891 amino acids. Gene Ontology annotation, molecular function: protein binding; protein kinase activity; ATP binding. The transcript has 3 exons. NCBI's taxonomy places the organism in Eukaryota, Viridiplantae, Streptophyta, Magnoliopsida, Solanales, Solanaceae. Gene Ontology annotation, biological process: protein phosphorylation.
AUGUCGGUUAAGGGACGGAUAAGAAAUUCAUAUAGUAGUGACUCCGUGUAUGGGCUCAAGCAGGCAUCUAGGCAAUGGAAUAUCAAGCUCACUGAGGGUUUGUUGGCAGCAGGCUAUUCUCAGAGUGUUCAUGAUCAUUCCUUGUUCAUUAGAAAGGAGGGAACUGAUCUAGAAGGGAUUCUAGUAUAUGUGGAUGAUCUUUUGAUCACUGGGAAUAACUCUUACAUGAUUCAAGAAGCUAAAGUCGCGUUGAACCAGAAUUUUAAGAUGAAAGACUUGGGAAGUUUCAGAUACUUGUUGGGAAUAGAGGUUUUGAAAUCCAAAGAUGGGGUCGCUCUUAAUCAAAGGAAAUAUGCACUCCAACUUAUUUCAGAAGCUGGUCUAAGUGGAGCUCUAUCCUGUCUGACAUUCUUGUUAGUGUCUUGUCUUUCCCAACAUGUGGAGUAUGAUCAACACACCGGUAGCUCAAAUGAUCCAGAACUCGAAGAUAUUACAGCUUAUCAGAGGUUGAUUGUACGAAUAAGUUUUUACCUGCAAUCAUCAUCUACACUAUACACAAAUUCAACUCUUUUGUUCCUUAAAUUCAACUUGUGUUUUUUUGUUCUCUUCCUAACUUCCCGCGCUUUAUGCCUUAAACCCAAAAAAAUGAACCGUUUUUUCUCCUUCAUUCUCCUCCUCACACUUCUCAUCUCCGCCGUGACCGCCGCCGUAACCGCCACCGGCGACGGCAACGACACCGCCGCACUCCUCCGCUUUCAGUCCCAAACUGACAUCCACGGCACUCUCCUUCACAAUUGGACACUUCCGUUGAACUCCACCACCGCUUGCACAGCUCAAUGGCUUGGUAUAAAAUGCAUAAACAACCGUGUCUCCGCCGUAAUCCUCCCGUCGUUCAAUCUCCGGGGACCCAUUACCGCUCUCUCUUCUUUACCUUUACUCCGCCUUCUCGACCUCCGUAACAAUCGCCUUAACGGAACCCUCACACCCAUUACCCAAUGUACUAAUCUUAAGCUCAUUUACCUCUCCGGCAACGAUUUCUCCGGCGAAAUUCCGCCGGAAAUUUCUUCUCUCCGUCGUCUCCUCCGCCUUGACGUUUCAAAUAACAACCUAGAAGGCUCAAUUCCGACCCAGAUUGCGAAUUUGACCCGAUUACUCACACUUCGUUUACAGAACAAUGAACUUUCUGGAACAAUCCCAAAAUCCCUAAAUUCUCUUCAAAAUCUUAAAGAAUUGAACUUUUCGAAUAAUGAGCUUUAUGGGUCUGUUCCAAAUGGUUUAUACAAUCAUUUUGGUGAAAAUAGCUUUGAUGGAAAUGAGGGUUUAUGUGGAAUUGGGAAUUUACCUCAAUGUUCAUAUACAGGGGAAAUAGUCCCUUCAAACCCUAGCUCUUUGCCUACAACCUCCACUGCAACAAUCGAAGAACCCCACGAAAAAUCGCGAAAAGGGUUGAGUAGAGGAGGGGUAGUAGCAAUAGUGAUGGUGAAUGUGGUGGCAUUGUUAGUUGUAGUGUCAUUUAUGGUAGCAUAUUACUGUGGGAAGUAUUCAAGAACUCAGAGUUUUUCAAUGUCAGGAAGUGAGUGUGGGAAGAGGAGGAGUAGUUAUUCGAGCGAAAAACGAGUUUACGCUAAUAACAAUGGUGGUGGUGGUGGUGAUAGUGAUGGUACAACAGCUACUGAUAGAAGUAAACUCGUGUUUUUCGAUAGGAGGAAGCCAUUUGAGCUUGAGGAAUUGUUAAGAGCAUCAGCUGAGAUGCUUGGUAAAGGGUGUUUAGGUACUGUUUAUAAGGCAGUUCUUGAUGAUGGGAUUACAGUUGCUGUAAAAAGAUUGAAAGAUGCAAAUCCAUGUCCAAGAAAGGAGUUUGAACAGUAUAUGGAUGUUAUUGGAAAGCUUAAGCAUCCAAAUAUGGUGAAACUUAGAGCUUACUAUUAUGCCAAGGAAGAAAAAUUGCUUGUUUAUGACUACUUGCCUAAUGGGAGUUUGCAUUCACUUCUUCAUGGAAACAGAGGACCAGGUAGAAUUCCAUUGGAUUGGACAACAAGGAUUAGCUUGGUGCUAGGGGCAGCUAGAGGGCUUGCUCACAUUCAUGAAGAGUAUGCAGAUUCAAGAAUCCCACAUGGGAAUGUGAAAUCAUCUAAUGUGUUGCUUGACAAAAAUGGUGUGGCUUGUAUAUCUGAUUUUGGGUUGUCAUUGCUUUUGAAUCCUGUUCAUGCCAUAGCUAGAUUAGGAGGAUACAAAGCGCCCGAACAAUCUGAAAUCAAGAGGCUAUCUCAAAAAUCUGAUGUUUAUAGCUUUGGUGUACUGUUAUUGGAAGUGCUCACUGGUAAAGCUCCCUCAGAGUACCCUUCACCGACUAGGCCUCGCGAUGAGGAGGAAGAAUUGCCAGUGGAUUUGCCUAAAUGGGUUCGAUCAGUAGUGAGGGACGAGUGGACUGCUGAAGUGUUUGAUCAAGAAUUGUUGAGGUACAAAAACAUUGAGGAGGAAUUGGUGUCAAUGCUACAUGUAGCCAUGGCAUGUGUAGUGCCACUACCCGAAAAAAGGCCUACUAUGGUUGAAGUUGUUAAGUUGAUUGAGGAGAUUAGAGUUGAACAAUCUCCAUUAGGUGAAGAUUAUGACGAAUCGCGCAAUUCUCUUUCCCCCUCCCUUGCCACCACUGAAGAUGGACUCCCCGGUUACUAAUUUUCGAUCAUUGUGGCAUUGAUGUUUCAUAGUCCUAGUAGUAUAUGUUCAAAUUUGCAGCAUCUUACUGCAAAUUGGGAAGUUUAAAAGCUAUGGACUUAAUGUUUAGUAGUUAUUUGAUUGCUUUGUGUUAUUCCAAAUUACUGCACUUUUGGAAAAUCUGAUGAUCCAACAAGCAUAUAAGAAGUGCAGCAAUCAGUCCAUUAUGUAUUUUUUUUAAUGUAAUGUAAUGUUAAUUCUUUGUAUUUAAUUCAUUUUCAAGAUUUGUGUUCCAAGG